Messenger RNA from Monoraphidium neglectum, 945 nucleotides. RefSeq lists its product as hypothetical. Bases 1 to 945 code for a protein of 314 amino acids. The transcript has 3 exons. Lineage: Eukaryota; Viridiplantae; Chlorophyta; Chlorophyceae; Sphaeropleales; Selenastraceae. The record is from RefSeq and is a predicted model, not a curated record. Gene Ontology annotation, biological process: regulation of ribosomal protein gene transcription by RNA polymerase II. Gene Ontology annotation, molecular function: protein binding; sequence-specific DNA binding. Gene Ontology annotation, cellular component: nucleus.
AUGACUGUGCUGGGAGACGACCCCCGCGUGCAACUGUGCGGCUUUGCCAAGCUGGUUGGCGUAGAUGUUGACUACACUGCACGGUCUUACACAAUUACAAUCGGGCGCAAGAGCAAAACGCCCGUCGACGUCGCGCUUGCUGGCGACAACACCAGCAUCUCGCGGCUGCAUGCCCAGAUCGCCUACAGCUUCGAGCGCGCCCGCUGGCAGCUCACGGUGCAAGGCAAGAACGGCGUCGUGCUGAACGGCCAGCUGCUCACACCAACGUCACCGACGGCGGACUUGAUGUCUCAGGACCUCGUGCAGAUUGGCGGGCAGGACCUGUACUUUUUGCUGCCGCUGGGGUCCGCCGAGGCGCAGGCGCGGCAGGCGCAGCAAGAGCAGCAAGAGCAGCAGCAGCAAGAGCAGCAGCGACAAGAGCAGCAGCGACAAGAGCAGCAACGAGAGCAGCACCAACGGGAGCAGCAAGAGCAGCAGCAGCAGCACUACCACCAAGAAGCGGUGGUGACCGUGCAGCCGGAAGGGGUGCACAUAGCCACAGGCGGCCCUGAAUACCCUGCAUGGCAGGCAGCGGCACCGGCAGCCCAGCUGAGCGGCACCCCUACCGCUUUGGCAGCGGCGGCAGUGGCCCCGGCGCAAUUGGCACACCCGGAGGCUGCGGUCUUGGGGAACAUGCUGGCAGCGCAGCAGCUGCCUGGGCUCGGUCAGCAACAGCACCAGCCAGAGCAGCAGCAGCAGCAGCACUUGGAGGCAGUGGGGCUUGGCAGUUUCGCAGGGGUCCCCAUCGGUGCCACGGCGCCAGGUCUGCUGCAUCAACAAUACGCAAGCUUCCAGCAGCAGCACAUUGCCCUCCCGCAACAACAAGUUCAGCAGCUGCAGCAGAUCAGUGGUUACGGCAACGGGCAGCCGUUCUGCAACGGCCAGGUUGAGGGUAUGCAGCAGUGA